Messenger RNA from Syngnathoides biaculeatus (alligator pipefish), 9123 nucleotides. RefSeq names its product microtubule crosslinking factor 2 (gene mtcl2). NCBI's taxonomy places the organism in Eukaryota, Metazoa, Chordata, Actinopteri, Syngnathiformes, Syngnathidae. Bases 505 to 6048 code for a protein of 1847 amino acids. The record is from RefSeq and is a predicted model, not a curated record. Gene Ontology annotation, biological process: regulation of autophagy. The transcript has 24 exons.
AAACAUGGAAAGGAUAUUUUGAGGACCGGCUUCCUAAAGAUUUUUUUAUUUAUACAGGAUUAGUUUUGCCCUAUAAACAUUGUUGUGGUUGAAGCUUGUGCCGCACUUCCCGUUAGGUGGGCGGGGAGAGAAGUCGACUUCUCCGCCUACCAGCAUUCAGCAGACUCGCACUACUCCUCCUCAAGGACAGACGGCGUAGGACGAUAAUCGCGGUGGUUUUGAGAGGAAAAUGCCUCAUAUUGCAAGAAAACCUUGAAAUAACUUAUAAGCAUUACAAGACACUGGGAGAAUACAAUUUUGUUUUUCUAAGCGGAUUCUUUCGCGUAUAUUUUCGUGUAUUUGGCUUCACCGCGGGAGCAUUUCAUUGUGGCCGAAGAGAGGAUCCUUGUCUCUCCUUUUGUCUGUGCGUUUUUGUUUAUUCAUUUUGGUGAACUUCUGCCUCCCGCGGUGGAAAUCAACAAGAGCUUUCAUUUUUAUUUUCAGCGUACAGUUCAAAUGGAAUGAAUGACAAAGUCAAAGGAGGUUGAUGUCCACAACACCCCGGCUCACCUCUCCUUCGCCUCGCCCAGGGAACGGAGACUCCAUCUACGGCAGAAGAUGGAAAGCGGAGGCGGGAGAGAGAGCUCGGUCAGCGGGCAGGCGCAGAACGCGGAGCUGCCUGCUAUAUUGUUAGCUCAGGGAGGAAAGAAGAAAAUUAAUCGUGCUCCGUCACCGGCAAGACCCAAGGAUGUACCCGGGUGGUCCCUCACGAAGAUCCGCGGUGGUAUUGGAGCCCCUAGUCUGAGCGUGAAGCCGGGAUCUAUCCACCUGGGGAGCCGCGUUUCCAGGAGGAGCCCCGUAGGAAGUCUCAGUGGGAAAGACGCUAAAGCCGAUAAGAGCGGUGGCAAAUCGGGUGCCAAGUCUUCCGCUUCCUCCAAAAACCCGGCUAACAAGAUGGCACAAAAUAGCAGCGUUGCACGCAGGAGGGUUUCGGACGCCAGCAUUGGCUCGGAUGACCUGUCCAAGGAUUCCGGCUGCGCCGCUGGGAAGCUCUCCCCCACCGACAGCAGCUCGGAAUUGUCCGACUGUGCAUCCGAGGAACACAAACUCUCCACGGACGCCCCCAGCAGUGACACCGACUCGAGGAGCAGUCGGGGUGGCGGGCUGGACGGAGACAAUCCGCUCGGCAACGGAACUAGCCAAGUACUAGCCGAGGCUAAAAGCUCCACGGAGGCUGGCGACAAGGACCGACUCUCCAUUGGUGUUGAGGUCGGCGAGGAGAGCGCGUCUCCGGCUGAGGAACGUUCCGUCACCUCGGUGGACAGCCGGAUGCCAGCUAGCACAUCUCUGGCCUUCUCUGACCUCACCGAGGAGUUUGGGGACGAUAUGCAAGAGGAGUUUGUGAGGGAAAUUGAAGAGUUGAGAUCUGAGAACGAUUACCUCAAAGAUGAGAUGGAAGAAUUGAGAUCUGAAAUGCUGGAGAUGAGAGACAUGUACAUGGAGGACGAUGUCUACCAGCUCCAGGAACUGCGGCAACAGCUGGAGCAGGCAAACAAGACCUGCCGCAUUCUGCAGUAUCGGCUGAGGAAAUCGGAGCGGCGCUCCCUCCGAGUGGCCCAAACAGGGCAAGUGGACGGUGAACUGAUUCGAACCCUGGAGCAAGAUGUCAAAGUGGCGAAGGAUGUGUCAAUCCGUCUCCACAGUCAGCUGGACAGUGGAGAGAAGAAGAGGGCCUGUCUGGAGGAGGAAAAUGAGGAACUCAGAGUCCAACUGCAGGAUCUGGAGGUUGCCAAACAGGUCCUGCAGCAGGAGAUGGACAAGAACUCACUCAAGAAAAGAGGAGCGCGACCCAACAACAAACCGGACAAGAAGCUCGCUCCACAGGAGGACAGCUCAGACCUGAAGUGUCAGCUCCACUUCGCCAAAGAGGAAUCAGCCUUGAUGUGCAAGAAGCUCACCAAACUGGUGAAGGACAGCGAGGCCAUGAAGGAGGAACUGGCCAAAUACAGGUCCCUAUACGGAGAUGUCGACGCCUCCAUCACUGUCGAGGAGGUUGCUGACUCCCCCCACACCCGUGAGGCAGAGGUCCGAGUUCACCUGAAGCUUGUGGAAGAGGAGGCCAACUUGCUGAGUCGGCGAAUUGUGGAGCUGGAGGUGGAGAACAGAGGCCUCCGAGCUGAGAUGGACGACAUGAAAGGGCCUCAAGAUGGUCAUCAAGAACUCAGUGGCAUUGGUAAUGGUACAGGGCCCGGCGUUGGGGUAGGUACUUCAUCUGAAAACAUCAUGGAACUUCAGAGACACCUGCAGUUUGUGGAGGAGGAGGCGGAACUCCUGAGGAGGUCCCUGAUUGAGAUGGAAGAACAGAACAAGCUCCUGAUGAAUGAAAUCAACCGCUAUAAAUCUGAGCUGCCGCCGCUGACGGCGCCCCUUACUUCCGGUUCCGCAACGGUGCUUUCGGACAGGGUGCAUCAUGACGGAUCACUUCACUCCAUGCAGGAGGGUGCUGUGCUCAUCAGCCCGGAUGUUUCUCCCCAUGAGGAAGAACUUCGAGUAGCACGGAUUCAGAUUGGAGAGCUCAGUGGGAAGGUGAAAAAGCUGCAAUACGAAAACCGAGUGCUUCUGUCCAACUUGCAACGUUGUGACUUAGCUUCCUACCAGCCUCCGUCUUCCUCCUCAUCUUUACAAGUGGCCCUGGAGACUGAUGAGGAGGCUGGAGAUUCCGCUGAGUGUCUCCCUACCAGUCCACCACACCACAAGCAGCAAUUAGGGGUGCAGAACACCUCCGUGGAGAGCGUUGAACAAAACAACAUGUUGGACAAAGCCCCUGGGCCGAAAGCCUCACCAUCCGGCCUCUUUGCGCUCAAGGACCAUGAUGCUUUGCUUGCCAUGCGGGACCAGGCUCGCCUGAUUUCCACAGCAAUACAGCUACUCACUGCCCCAGAGUCCAACUGCCUCCCAUCCUCACCAUCCAUCUAUCACAAUGUCAUUAGCAAUGAGAUGGGAGAGCCGUGUAACUUGGAAAAAGCCGAGCCUCAAUGCCAGAUCUCCGAGCUUUCUGACUUGGCAGACAGGCCUCUGGUUGGUGCUCUGACCAGCAGGCUGCAGGCACUGCACAGUCAGCUGCAGGUUUUUGUGGAGCGUGUCGACACCCUGGGAAAAUCCUCACUCCCUGCGAGUGAGGGUCAAUCCUCCUUGACCUCACCGGUCAAUCCAUUAUCCUGUUCUGAAGGCAAGCAAGAUACGCUCAAGACUACAGAAGAGAAGCUUGAUUGUAGGGACCAGUCGUUGCCAGGGUUCAGAGGUGAAACAGAAGCAAACAGCUACGCAGAUGACAAUGAGAAAAGAAAUAAGCACACUGAGCAAGCAGAGGAGAAAGACGAGGAAACACAAGACUCACUGUCCACCAAUUUGCAAACCAACCCGUGCGAGGCAAAUGGUUCCAAACAAGUAGAGCUGGAGAAGGAGAUGGAGGCUCACAGAGAAAUGACAAUGAAAUUCUCACAGCUCCACGAAGAACAGCAGAAGGCUCUGCUCCGCCGGGACUUCCAACUGCAGAGUUUGGGCCUCCAGGCUCGGCUCCAACACAAGUUAUGGGGCCAAGAGAGAACUCUGCUGGUACAGGAGUCCCAGCAGCUCAAACAAGCACUGUUGCUGCUCAGUCUCAAGCUACGCUGCUUCCUCAAACAGUGGCGGUUGGGCUGCAAGAAGGACACUGACUUGAAAGACAUUCUGGAGAUGAACAACCUGAAGGACCUCUAUCUUUUAUUGCGGGAGGAUAACCUGACGGGGAAAAAAGCCGAUGGAGAUCAGGAAGAACUUGGACCAGAAAUCGAGUUGAGUGCUGUGAGCAGCACCCUGGCGGACUUAAAGGUAGCGCUGCAGGACCUCAGUGGUGAGAUGCGACAGGAACAGCAAGGCUCCCAGGAACUCACACAGCAGUUUGCAAAGGCCAAGGCAUCGUGGGAAGUGGAGAGGACCGAACUUAAAAGUCUCAUCACGCAGCUUGAAACCAAAGCAGCCAAGGCACCAAGCGUGUCCUCUGCUGAACCGAUGGACCCGCCUGACCUGAAGGUGGCACUAAAGAGGGAGCGUGAGGAGCACCAACACCUCUUGGCAGAGUCCUAUGCAGCCGUGAUGGAUUUGACAAAACAGCUUCAGAUCGGAGAGAGAAACUGGGGCAGGGAGAAGUUGGAGCUGUUGGAAAGGUUCAGCCAGGAGAGAGCUCAGUGGGAGCAGAGGCUGAGAGAGACCAAGUCAUCAGUUGCUGAGUCAUCUACAGACACCCUUGUUGUCACUGGUGGAGCAGGAUCACCAAGGACCAAAUCGACAGCAGCGCUGGAUUGCCUUGACUUCAGGACCACAGUUGACCUGAGGGGCUUCGUUCACUUAGUCACCCCACCUCCUUUGAUUUGUCCACAGCUGAAUAAUUUCAACAAGAAGAAUUGGACCUAUCUGACGAAUGAGACCCCAAAUGUCGGGGAUACCUGCAAAACCUGGGAUGGCCCAACCGCUAGUGUCUCCUGCAGCAACUUAGUGGGAUCACCACUACAUCUGGACUGUGUCCAGAUGAGCCACACAGCUCCAGAAAGCACCGGAAUCCGGAUGUACUACAGCCCCCCUGCUGUGCGACGCAUGGAACACCAACGAAGCAAGCGGGUGGCCGGCGAGGUGCACGGCAACAUCGAUGGGGGGUCUACCAUCGGUCUGAGUGCUUCUGAGGCAGGCCCGGCUGAGUUCCAGCAGUCCGCGUCUUGCUUUUCGUCGUCCUAUGAGCAGUGGCUGAGCUCUCUAUCCAAGCAGCAUCGAGAGCUGCUGGAGAAUAGGAGUGGCUGCCCUGCUGCUUCCCUCACCGCGGUGGUCAACAGUGGUGUGGCGAACAGCGUGGCUGAUGCGAUGACCUCAUCGGCGUUCCACGACUUGGAAAUGGGGGAGAUUGCCGCCAACUUGAGUGAUGAUAUGAAAGAGAUGACCAACUGCGUGCGGCAUGCCAUUCGCUCCUCAUCGCUGGAGAGGAAAUCUGGCAAGGAACCUGCAGUCGGCGUGUCUACCAGGUCCACGCAAACAGCUCCUCAAUGUGUCAGCAUCGGGCUUCAAACUGACACCCUUGGCAGCGGCAGGAGCCCAGGUUUGCACACCAAAGCCUGGUCUCCCCGGCCCUCAUCUACAACCACCUCCCCGUUGGCGUCGGCACGAACGAGACAGAUAUCAACGUCUCUGGAGAAAGUUCACAGCCGAGUCGAUAGGCCCUGUUGCUCACCCAAGUUUGGGUCCCCGAAGCUCCAGCGCCAUGUGUCCUCAGGCUCCACCUCCAGACUGGACGGGACGCCUUCGUCACGAGAGCGCAGCCUAUGGAGCCUCCAGCAGAGAACCAUCAGUGGGGGUGGCGGCUCGGCCUGGGCGCGCUCAACCACCACCAGGGACAGCCCCGUGCUGAGCGGCCUCAACGACGGCCUCUCCAGCCUCUUCAGUGUGGUGGAACAUCCGGGAAGCACAGAGACGCUCUGCAGGGCUGACGGAGGUGCCAGUCCAGCGCGACACCCUCCUGCCGCAGGGAAACCCUCCUGCGCGUCCGUCUGUGGAUCUGAACCAAACACUCAGCGCUUUGGAGGCCUUGUCCAGGAGUUCCUGAAAACCGUUUGCAGCGGCCGGAGCCAGGCAGGCGUUAACCUGCCAGGAGAGAGAAUGCAAAGAGACACCCUCCUUGGAGGAGGCUUUAACUGCGUGGAUGAACUCAAGCCAGAAUGUCCGCCAGCUCCUGUGGGAGGACUCGGAGCCUUGGCUGGACUGUGUGGAGGCAACGACAACGUGACCAGGAUUGUCAACAAGCGCUUCAUGAGACAGACGGCCGGUGACGAGAUGGUCAGUAUCAUGGGAGGAGGAGGGAAGGACGGCAUGGGCAGCGCUGGCUCUGCAGGAUCUGGAACAGAGGAAGGACCGUGUGACUGCAUCGCCCCGUCCCAUUGUCCCACCCGACCUCGAGGCCCUCGUAACUCGCCGGGACAGUGCAAGCACCGUCUGCACGAGACAGCGACUUCAAUUGAUGAGAAGGGAGACACCUUGACAGAGUGACAAUGGUGCUUCUGACACACACACACACACACACACACACACACACACACGCAGUUGUUCUCAGACACUGCACAUGACUGCCAUGCCAUCAUCACACAUUCACUCCCAUCCAUCACUCAAGCUGCCAAACUUAUCACACACUGCUCUACACACAUUCCUGUAACACACACAUUCAUCCGACUCACAAUACUCAGUGUCUGUAGUUCUCACACCAGGAGACUGGACCUCAGACACCUUUUACCAGCAGGACAUUCAGAUGAUUACCACUAUGGACCUAACAUUACAGCACGGAGUUGUUACAACAAUAUCUUGGUGGGCCUCAACGAAUGAAUGUAGUCUCUCCUCUCCCCUCCCCCCCACCCCACCUGCAUGUGCCCCUUUGAAGUUAACAAACACAUAGAGGAGAAUUUUUUUAGGGCCAAAAGCCUUCGCUCUCACUGCUUGAGUGAGAUGACUCUUUUUACAAAAAAAAUGCACCAAUUGAAGACUUCAACAACAUUUGGAAUCUGGAGACCUUUUCUCCAAAUGUGGGACCAUUGGGUUAUAUAAUAAUGUUUUUGUCGAUGAGAAGGGAACAACAACAUCAGCUGUUAUCCACAAUUGACAUUUUUUUCUGCUUUUGUUUUGUUUAAUUUGGCCACGGGUCAAGUGCCUGUGUUUUUUCUUUUUUUUUUUUUUUUUUUUUCCCUUUGCUGAUGUCGAAACUCAAGCCGAGGAGAUGACAAUAAUGUGCCACUCGUCAUUACACGCAUGCUCAAGGACGUUUCUUCGGACAAUACACUCAGAUAACUGCUGUAGUGAUUUGGUCCAAGGUAGAUAAAAAUUCCUUGUCAAGCAAACAUUACGACUUUUUAAGGAUGUCAGACAAUCCCCCCUGCCAUCUUCAUGCGUGAAAAUAUGAUCCGUCUUUGACUGCCCACUCGUGUUUUUUCUUCACUCUGAAAUUUUCGUAGCAGCUAGCAGUGCCACGCCGUUGUCAUGGUGAAGUUGUACUCUUCUGUGGCCCCCCCAAUAGUUAGGGCGGGGGGAAACUAUGGCUCAUUUGCAUGAGGCAGAUUCCCCGCCCCCAAAAAGUAUAAUAAUGACAAUUUAAAACAAGGAGAAUUUUAAGCGUACUGUAAUUCUUUAUUCCAUCUUGUAUUUUGACCCAAAAUUGUCAGAGACCUUUUAUGAAAGAAACCUGGUAAAUGUUUUAUAAUUGGGGGGACAUAAUGUCUUUUUUAAAACUAACGAGCCUAUGCCCAUCUUAAACUUGUAAAGGUAUUUGUUGAGUUAGUAGUCAGGAAAAAAACUGCGCUUAUGAUUACUUUGUAUUAUUAGUAGUAGUACAAAUGUACACUGAGGAGGUUAACGCUGGUGAAAUUCGCAUUUGCAAAAACAAAAUGCAACAAUAUUUUCACAAUGUCAGACAAUGAAAAGAAAACAUUUUAAGUAGACCCUGAAAGAAAAUAAAUGUACUUCACUUACAGUCAAACAAACAAAUUUAGCAAAACCUUUUAAUUGUUUUUAACAUAAUUUGCUCCUCACAAAUGCUGUGAGUCAGCGUCCCAAUUGGAAAAAAAGUUCAGGUCAGCGUCAUCAAAUCAGAAAAGCAAAAAAGAUAAAACAGAGACCAAUAAAUCAAACUUUGCUGUACAUGUCGCAUUCCACAUUGUCGUCAUGCAUCAUCUCCAUGAUUAAGAUCAGCUGAUAAUUGAAGUGCCUGUAACGUAGAACCAAACCAACAGGCCUUUCUUUGAUUUCAAUGACCGAGAUUGAAUGCACAAAAAAAAAAAAUAAAAGUUGCGGACGUUAAAAUGCCGGAUGUCCAACAGCAGAGGGACAACAAACAAACAGUUUACAGGAUUACAAUAGGAGAAGAUUUCUAGUCCACAUUUUAUACCAAUGUUAUUUCUGGAAAGCUUUUUUUUUUCCAUUUAGUUUUUGUUAUUUUCAAUACAUAUAUAUAUAUAUAAAGUCCAGUAUAUAUGGUUAUUUUUGGGGCAGGUAUACUGUACUACCUGGUUCUUUCUAGCUUAUCUGUGUUUCCACUUUUUGUAAUUGGCCGUCGGUCUUAAAAGGAGUUUACGCAUCCUGCGGUAGCAAAUCACAUUGCUUGGAUAAAGACCUCAUGAAAAUAUAUUUAAUAUACUAUUUAGCUGGAUUGUUACAAAUGGAAAGGUGUGAAAAUGCGUGUACAUUUUGUGCUUUAGUUGCAUCGCGUAUCUAAGAAGCACAUUUAGACUUUUGUUACAAACGAUAUCGCUAGACAUGGCGGGAGCAUAAAAUGGCAAACAAAAAAAUUGCAUGGAAGAAUUGUUUUUAUUUUUCCUUUCUCUCUUUAUUUUAUUCUAAUAAAAGUAAAUAUUCUUUGUUGUUCCAUACAUCAUCAAGCCAUUUCCAUUCAUUCCCCAAAUUUCUUUCAGAUGCGUCAAUUGAACAAUUCAAAGUUAUAAGUGUCGUCAUUUUUCCAUUUCUUGACUAAAAAAAUGUGUUUACAGUUGUCAUAGAUACCAGCUGUUCAGGAAACUACCUAAACAUUUUUGUCCUCAUCCCAUCGAUUGGCAAUAUGUACAUGAAUUUCUUAGCUGUUAUUAGCUCAUAUUUAGACUUGUAUCCAAACACUGACCAUAUCUGUAAAUUAGCUAGAAAUAUUACCUCCACUAUGCUUGACUUUUUCAUAAUGAAUCCCUCAUUCAAAAAUGAGAAUGCAAUGAAAGCCACAUGUUUUUAGAAUAAGGAAACUAAUUGAAGCAUUUUGUAGAUUGAUUAGAUUUUUGUUGUUGAUAGUUGAGAAAAGCUGAAUGUCAACAGCCGAUCUGGAUGCGUGUCGCUGUAGAAAUAUGUAGCGCUCAACUUUAACGCAUCACACGUGAGUAUUUCCUGUGUACAUAUGUAGUGGCUUCGGAGUCUGAAGCGGGUGAAAAACACACACACAAAAAAACAAACUAAGACCAGUCAUUCUAAGAGGGCUUUUAAAAAAGAUUUUUUCUCUUUACUUUUUUGGACCAAUGUAGCUUUUAAAAGAAAAGUAGUCUAACUGCCCACUGUGUUUUGCCAUAGAAUUCACAAAUAAAUGUUGGAAUUUUCAUACUG